Ornithorhynchus anatinus (platypus) is the source of this 3598-nucleotide messenger RNA. It is a transcript of the gene SGCD, whose product is annotated as sarcoglycan delta. The transcript is spliced from 8 exons. Bases 299 to 1165 code for a protein of 288 amino acids. The record is from RefSeq and is a predicted model, not a curated record. Gene Ontology annotation, cellular component: sarcoglycan complex; sarcolemma. NCBI's taxonomy places the organism in Eukaryota, Metazoa, Chordata, Mammalia, Monotremata, Ornithorhynchidae. Gene Ontology annotation, biological process: heart contraction; cardiac muscle tissue development.
UCUGGAGCCAGACCAGUAGCUGUAACUUGGCCUGACAAAGCCUUAUUGAAGUAAGGACAGAAUGUGGUUUCAAAGCAGUUAGAGAAAGAACGGGAAUGCUGUUCAGGAAAUUCUUCAGGCCUGGGCAGGGACUUGGCUGCAACUCUGCCGUUGGAAAAUCUGACAGGGGCAGCUUCUGAACACAGGCUAGGCCUCGCUCUGCUCCGCAAGAGCCCUCUAUCUUCGUCUCUCUUUUCCGCACAUCCUGGGAGCUGGGAUUGUGCAUGGUUUUGAAUCUGCCGGAGUCUGAGAGACAUAGAUGCCUCAGGAACAGUACCCACACAGGAACAACAUGCAGAACUCAGAAGGACCACAGGUAUACAAAGUGGGGAUUUAUGGCUGGCGGAAGAGAUGCCUCUAUUUCUUUGUCCUUCUUCUAAUGAUUUUAAUUCUGGUGAACCUUGCCAUGACCAUCUGGAUUCUCAAGGUCAUGAACUUCACAAUUGAUGGAAUGGGAAACUUGAGAAUCACAGACAAAGGUCUAAAGCUAGAAGGAGACUCAGAAUUCUUGCAACCUCUCUACGCCAAAGAAAUCCAAUCCAGACCAGGCAAUCCACUGUACUUCAAAUCUGCCAGAAACGUUACAGUGAACAUACUCAAUGACCAGACAAAAGUUCUAACUCAGCUUAUAACAGGUCCAAAAGCAAUAGAAGCCUAUAGCAAAAAGUUCGAGGUGAAGACUGUCUCUGGAAAAUUGCUGUUUUCUGCCGAUGAUAACGAAGUCGUGGUAGGAGCAGAAAGAUUGAGAGUUUUAGGAGCAGAAGGCACUGUGUUCCCUAAAUCAAUAGAAACACCUAAUGUCAGGGCAGACCCCUUCAAGGAACUAAGGCUUGAGUCACCUACCAGGUCCCUGGUGAUGGAAGCCCCCAAAGGAGUAGAGAUCAAUGCAGAAGCCGGCAACAUGGAAGCCACUUGCAGGACAGAGCUGAGACUGGAAUCCAAAGAUGGAGAGAUCACGUUAGAGGCCGCAAAGAUCAAACUACCUAGAUUGCCUCAAGGAUCCUACUCCCCCACAGGAGCAAGACAGAAAAUCUUCGAGAUCUGCGUCUGCCCCAAUGGGAGGUUGUUCCUGUCUCAGGCAGGAACUGGUUCUACUUGCCAGAUAAACACAAGCGUCUGCCUUUGAGAGACAUUAUCUCGCGGACAUUGAAGGCCGAGAAAGAGCCUUUUGGGGCCGCACAGAUUCUGGCUGCCAACUAUUUUUACUAGAACACAGAAAGCCUAUCCAAGACUUUUUUUGUGUGUACGCGCGUGUGUGUGUGAGCGUGUGUGAGUGUGUGGGUGAAUAUAAAUAUAUAUAUGUAUAAAUAUAUAUAAAUAUAUAUAAAAAUAUAUGUAUCCUCUGUAUAAAAUUAGGUUUCAGUACAAAGGAAUCCACGGGUGGCCCUAAGCUUGCUUCUCUCCACCCCACAUCACAACUUCCCAGACUACUGAAAUGGAUAUGAUGGUCUCACAUCAUUUACCAUAAACAUCCAUACCCAUCUCCAGUUGUUACUCAUCAUCUUCUAAUUGAAAUGAAGGGCGGGUGGUUCAUCGAGCAUGAGAGGCAAAAAACGUUAUCUUUUUCUUCUAGCAUCAUUUAAAAAAAAAUUGGUUGUGGGAAUCUACUGACUACAAAGAGACCCAUGCAGCUAAAGGAUCUUUUGUGGAAGACCUUUUUUCUUGCUCUCUCAGGAGAGAGUCAUGGGUGUUGAAAGUCUGAUCUCCCUGCAGAAGGAGGUAAUGAAGGAUUUCAUUUGAUUGACUGUGAGUAAAGACUUGCAUUGGUACUUUAUUUGGGAUAUUUGGUUAUAAGUUUAAAGCCCAGCAAACCCUGAAAUAUUGCCAGAGUCCCAUUGUGUCUUUGCUCCUCCUACUGAUCCCUUCACCUACUGCUAGACCCCCUGGGACAUUUGAAAACCCAUCCACAGCCCUGGGGAAAGUGACAGUCCUUAAAAGGACAGCCAAACCAGCAAGGAAGCUCGAUCUGUGCAUCCAAAAGAUUAGGGUAUGAAAAUGUUCUUCAUUCCCUCCCCAUUUAUCAGAGAGAGUAGCCAAAAUUGGCUAGAGGAAAAACAACUAAAUCCAAAUUAUGCAGGUUAAUCUCACAAGGGAAAGUAUUUUGAGAUUAAACCUGACAGAAGUAGGUUAGUAAAUUUGAAAAUUUGCAGAAGGAAGUGAUGGGUGUGUGCAAUUGGCCCAAGUCGCCUCCUUGCAUUUUUUCCAAGAGUGUUAUGAAGUUUUCUGGCUUUGAUCUUCUUUGCUUGGAUCAAAAAUAAAAAAAGAAAACAUUCACGAUAUGAAGUUCAAUGGGCAGAAAAUUGAAAUAUUCCUCAUUAUUGGUCCUUCAACAUCUUUUGAGAUUGGGUGCGUUUUUUCUACCAGUGGCAUGAAACCUGGUAGGCAUCACUGUGACUUAGGACAACAACACUGUACUUCCUGCAAUUGAUCAGCUAAUGGCACCCACCAUCAUUCCAUCUUCAGAGUCAAGUCAAUGGGUCACCCUGGAUAGCCUUUGUACUGGGACACAGGACUGUACCAUCUCUGUUCAAAGAGGAGAAAAUGUGCCUAUGCCUUAAGUCAAUGCACUCAGCAAGGAGAAGCACAUCAUAUUUAUCUUGUUGUUAAACAUAGAUUAUUUUGGGUGAAUAGUGAAGAUGAAGAAAAUGGGUUGGGGUGGUUGGGGUUCUAAGAGCUGGUGAUAAAGCACUAGGCAAAUUUAAGCAAAUAGUUUUUAAAGGUCGAAGAAGAAAAAUGGACUUUGACCAUCUUUAAUGUUGACUAGUGAAACACUUUGUCCCCAGGACCUUAAUUGAAGUCUGGUUAAAAUCCUAAAAGAAAAAUUUCCUUCUUGCUUAUCUCACAAGGAUUCAGAUUAUUAUCCCCUCACCGACAGAGACCAACUUGAAACAUGCAUGUACUUGAUUACUUAGUCUUUUGCCAGGCAUAGCGCAGAAGGACCUGUUUUUUAUUUUUUUCUUACUGGUGGACAUGAUCAAGAUAUCAGGGCCUGACCCUUAAACCUCAAAAUUGGGCAUUUCUGCUUUCUCAAAGUCAGCUCUCAACCCUCAACCCAGAUGAAAGACAAAUCAUAGAGAGAGUUUUGUUGGAUUCUUUGAUGAGAGUGUUGAUGGGGGAAUUGUUUCCACUUAGUGGAAACCACAGCAGUAAUGUUUGAUAAUAAGAGUAUGACAUGGUAGAUAGGCAGGCCGGGAUUGGUUCCUGGAUGGAUUAGGGAAGAGAGAGAGAGAAGAGCUGGUGAUCUAAGAACACCUGGGAGGCCAAGGUCUCUGCCAUAUUUAGGUAAGGACAUAAGUAAUGUCAUUCUGGAUCAGACCAGUGGUCCAUCCCAGAACUCUGUCCCUGACUAGUGAUGCCGAAGGGCAUUUAAAGAAAUAGUGUGGUGGUUCCUCAGAUCCCCAGUAUAAUCUGUUCUAGUGGCAAUGUGAAAUAGACAGCUAUACCUCUGUUCUUUCAGAAGUUCUAAUUCAAGAAAGAUUUGGGAAAGAGAAUCAAUCAAGCAGUGGUAUUUAUUGGGAUCUCACUGUGUGCAGAGCACUGUAUUAAGCGCUUGGGAGAA